Messenger RNA from Phoenix dactylifera (date palm), 2816 nucleotides. NCBI's taxonomy places the organism in Eukaryota, Viridiplantae, Streptophyta, Magnoliopsida, Arecales, Arecaceae. The record is from RefSeq and is a predicted model, not a curated record.
AGUCUAAACGGGCCCUUCAUUGUAAGUAAGUUACGAAGUAGACGUUACAUGGCCACGAGCACGUAGCGAGCACUAACAAACAGCCCACGACUCCGGCGAGCCACCCCGGUGGCGUCCGCCUAUGCCUGUGGCGACGGCCCCGGCGGCGGCGGACCCCGCACGCGUCCACGCCCACCUCAUCAAGUUGGCCUCCGUCGACCGCGCCCUCUACAACCAGCUCAUCACCCUCUACUCCCGCUCCCCGGUCACCCUCACCGACGCCCUCCGCCUCUUCCGCCGCCUCCCCUUCCCCCCGACCCAUGUCUCAUGGACAGCCGCCGUUUCCGCCCUCUCCGCCGACCCCGACGCCGCCCUCCGCCUCUUCCUCUCCAUGCUCCGUGGCCCCUCCCGCCCCACCCAGGCCACCCUCUCCGCUCUCCUGAAAUCCCUCUCCCUCUCAUCUCCUCCGCUCCUCUCCGCUGCCCUCCAGCUCCACUCCCUCUCCCUUAAGCUCGCCCUCUCCCGCCUACCCUUCGCCGGCACCGCCCUCGUCGCUUUCUACUCCAAGGCCCGCCGCCCCUACGACGCACUCAAGGCGUUCGACGACCUCCCUUACAAGGAUGAGGUUUGCUACGCUGCCGCCAUCGUCGGCAUGGCUCAGAACCACCGACCCAACUGCGCCCUCUCCCUCUUCGCCGCCAUGAGGGCCGCCGGCGUCGCCUCCACCGUCUAUAGCGUCUCCGGAGCCCUACGGUCGGCGGCCCACCUCGCCACCCUCGAGCAGUCCCGGGUAGUCCACGCCCACGCUGUCGUCGCCGGGCUCGAGCCCGAUCUCGUGGUCUCGACUGCCCUUGUCGAUGCCUACGGAAAGUCCGGCCUCGUCUCUGACGCACGGAUGGUGUUCGACGCUCUGCUACCGGACGCCAACCUCGUCACCUGGAAUGCUAUGCUUUCGGCCUAUGCGCAGCAGGGGGACUCGGAGUCAGCAGUCAAGCUGUUCGAUGAAAUGCUUGAAAGGAAGAUCGCGCCUGAUGAUUUCUCCUUUCUUGCCGUCCUCACGGCAUGUAGCAAUGCUGGUUUCGUUGGUGAGGCAGAGCGGUGGAUUGAUUUGAUGGGAUCAAGUUUUGGAGUGGCGCCAAGCCUGGAGCAUUACAAUUGCUUGGUUGGUGCGAUGGCCAGAGUGGGGCGUUUAGAGGAUGCCGAAUGCCUCGUGCUCACGAUGCCAUUCGAGCCUGAUGCGGCUGUGUGGCGGACGCUGUUAUCGGGUUGUGUGGUUCAUCGUGCAGCUGACUUGGCAACAACUGUGGGACGGCGGCUAUUAGAACUGGACCCUCAGGAUGACUCAGCCUAUGUUAUGCUCGCCAACAUAUAUCUGGCAGCAGGGAGAAAGGAUGACAUGGCCAAGGUGUGGACAGAGAUGAGGGACCGGGGAGUGAAGAAGGAGGGUGGACGUAGUUGGAUUGAAGUGAGAGGGGAGGUGCAUGCAUUCAUUGCAGGGGAUAGGAUGCACAAACAUGCGACAGAUAUCUAUGCCAAGUUGGUGGAACUGAUGGAAGAAGCAAAAACGCUAGGGUAUGAAGAGGUGAAUGAGAAUGAGGGACUUUGGUACCAUAGCGAGAGGUUGGCAGUGGCGUUUGGGGUGCUGAAUGGAGCAGUGCCAGAAGGGAAGGCAUUGAGGGUGGUGAAAAAUUUGAGAAUUUGUGGAGAUUGUCAUGAAUUCUUUAAGUACGUGGCUAGGGUGAUCCAGAGGGAGAUUGUGGUGAGGGACGUAAAUAGGUACCAUAGGUUUCAACGUGGUUGCUGCACAUGCAAGGACUAUUGGUGAAUUUGGCCAGCAUGGUCUUAUGGUAUGAUUGAAGUGCCAAUCACUAUUAAUAACUCAUGAACGGCCAUCGCGAUGUGAUGACUGAUGAAGCUUUUGUAACUUUAUUGUAGUCUGGAGCCUUGGUAAGGUGGAUUUCUUCUUUUCUAUCAAUAAUAUCUGAGUUCUGUUCAAUACAAUAAGGACCGUACAAAGGGAUAGAUUGUAAGCUUCAUUCCUUUUUGUCUCUUCUCAGCUUCAUAGAACUGUCAACCGCUCACUGGUUUGCCUUCAGCUCUAUUUCUGGGUAAGACUUUGGAUGACCUCAAGGAGUUUUACCAUGGGAUCAAUGGUAGACCAUCAGUGUCUAUAGGCUUUUUCCUUGAUGGAUAUCUAUAACAGUGAAAGGUCAUCAUCACUUUGGGUAAUGAGAAUGUUCAUAUGAGCGUAUUAAAAUUUCUCACUUCAGAUCUUGGAUUGAGUUUGAAUUCCCUCUUAAUUACAUGUGAGCUUGUUGAGCAAGGAGCAUUAGUUGUCUUAUAUAGCUCAGUUUGUUUUGUCCAACAUUGUCGAGUUUGAUGUCUCUAUUCAAGCUACUACACUCCAGCUUCCAGAAAGACACCAAUUGGCGCCCCUACACAUGGAUCUGUCUCUAGGCAUUCUCUUCCGCUGUAAGGAGUAUUCUGUCGACUGUUUCAGUCUUUCAGAACUUACUAGCCACAAAUAGUGUUAUUCUACAACAUCAGCAUUAUCUUUUACUGAUCUCGCAUCCCUUAAAUUUUGAUUCAUCUACAAUCUGUACUCAUCUGCAGAAAGCUGUCAAGUCAUGGAGAUAUCAUUCUACACACCUGCUUAUUGCUGCUGUUUCAAGUCACAUUCAACAACUGUAGUUGGAAAAUAGAGACAUCAUCAGUAUUCUGUACUAAGCUUGUUUUAACAUAUUCUUAUUAUGGUUGAACACAGAAUCAUUUUUCUUAUACGCAGAUGUGCGUCACUCCAAUUACAAUGCUCCACGCGCAAAAUAUUUUGUGGUUAA